Eleginops maclovinus (Patagonian blennie) is the source of this 7517-nucleotide messenger RNA. RefSeq names its product coiled-coil serine-rich protein 1 (gene ccser1). The transcript has 11 exons. The coding region runs from base 223 to 3240 and encodes 1005 amino acids. Lineage: Eukaryota; Metazoa; Chordata; Actinopteri; Perciformes; Eleginopidae. The record is from RefSeq and is a predicted model, not a curated record.
ACGAAGGAGGAAAAGAGCCUCCACGUCACAGAGGUGUAAUAUCGGCAUCAGUGAAACCCAAGGUGCUACCUCGAUUCCAGGACCAUUGUACACUUUCAGACUCCUCCAUGUAGGCUAUGGUAACUCGUGUGAGCACAAAGCGAAGAUAUAUCCAGCUGCUCGGCGUCGCUAGAGAAACUGCUGGUACUCUGCGCAAGAGUGCCCCACUGCCUCGGCUUCUCGAUGGGUGAAUCAGGCUCACGUCGGUCCACACUUGUGUCCCGCCUGCCAAUCUUCCGCCGCAGCAGCAGUAAGAGGCAGGAUUCUCUCCCCUCUUCUCCGUCUUCAGGUGGACAGGGCAAUGGAGUCCACACCUCUUCACCCUCCAGCACCAACUCCAGUUCAGGCAGCACGGGAAAACGCCGCAGCCUUUUCAGAACUCCAUCUCUCAAUUUCUCAGCUAAACGGAAUAGUGAUCCACGUGUCAAGCCUAUAAACCUAAACCUUACACCCCCCCUGACACAGAGCACUGACACCAAUGGAAAUAACCAGCAGAUUUCAACGUCAUUGUCAACGGGGUUCAGUGAAGGCGGUGGACGGCCAAAGUCACGCCACUCGUUUGGAUUCGGCAGCCACAAGCAAAAGAAAAUCUCCCGCUCUCAGACGGAGGAUUUUGAAAAAGGGUCCUCGUCCUCCUCGUCCACAGCCAAUCGAAAUGUAUUUAUAAACUGUAUAAGUGGGUCAGGGGUCAAUGAGGGUGACGACUCCGGGUACCUGGAUGACUACAGUGGUGGUACUGGUAGUAAUAGUAAACGGUCGUCACGGAAGAAACAGCUGCUGCCCAAAUCUUUCUCCGCUCACCACCGCUUCUCCCGGACCUCAGACCACCACAGACCUCCAGAAGUGAAUCUGGAACCUCCAAGCUCCACCACCAUCACUCCAGGUGGCGGAGGCCUCACCCCGGGCUCAUGGCCAGGCGAGCUUGGUGCCGGUGGGGAAAGCUCACUCCAGUCCCCUAUGAUAUCAGAGGACGGAACCACAGCCAUCACCCCGUCAGAGUUCAUCCCCAUCACGGAGGAUUCUGUAUCUGAGGUGGAUGCUCUGCCAGCUCCCAGCCCCGGACCUGGUGUAGCCCCUCCUGCCUCUGUGCCCGAGCCAGCUAUUUACCCAGCUCCACCUGAGUCCCCACCUGCUCCAGAGAACUUCAGCUUGGUUGUUUCUACAUCCCAGGUCUUCUUCACUCCAGCCCAGUCCAGCACUGAAAAACCUUUACUCCCUGACACCAGCACAGCAAACAACACAGACUAUGAGACUGCCAUUUCCCUCUCAGAGCCUGAGACAGCUGUACCCUGCCUACCUCUGCGGGAACAAUCACUGGAAGAGAGAAGGGAAAGGGAGGAAGAGAGAAAGGAAGUGAGGGAUGAGUUGUCAGCAGUGGAGAGGAAGGAGUCAGUGGAGAAGAGGAAGGCGGGUUACCACACGGAGACCACCAGCGAGAGCGAGGCAUGUGUGGUACGCAGCGAGGGGUGUCAAUCGAACCCAGAGCAAUCGGAAAGGAGGGCAAGAAUCACACGCUCCAUUCAAGAAAGAGGAAGCUUCUGUGGCUGCCACGAGCCAAGGUCUUCUCAUUUGAGGAAACCACAUGCAGCAGCCUCUCUGUGUAGCAGUGUCAGCCCCUAUCAUGAGGUGAUGCGGAUGGAAAGGCGUCUUCGCUCCUCAUCUGAGGGGGCUGGUGGUCCUCGUGUCCAUGGAAACCACAAAGAUGCCCCGGGCAUGGAGGGAUGUGGCCUCCUCAAACACAGAAACAACUCCUCGUCCUCCAAACUGGGCAGUCUGGAUGUUUUAAACAACCUGGGUUCGUCCGAGCUGGAUGAAGAUGAUCUCAUGUUGGACCUGGACCUUUCUGAUGACCAGCGACAUCGACAUGUGUCCAGAGAAGACUCCAGUCAGUCCCUGGCUUCCUGCCUCAACCUGCUCCCCUCCCCCCUGGACCCAUCAGGAGAUCGCAUCCCAGGGAAAGAAAUCAAUCAGAGAGAGCCCUGCCGUCCGACCAGCCUGCUGCCUGCUGACUGGAGCUCUGGGCUGGGAUUGGGAAGGGAAGAUGAGCCAUUACCUCCAGGUCUUGAGACCCUUCCACUCCGACUGAUGCAGCAGGACUGCACUGCUGUCAAAACCCUGCUUUUAAGACUGAGACGGACACUGCAGGAGAGCACAGAGACAAGUCCUGCAAGCAGCCUCCAGUCUCUACCCAUAAGCCCUUGCAGUGAAAAGUCCCUUCCAUUUAAGGAUCCCAGCAGAGAGGGGGCCUUGCUGCAACAACUGAGAGAGAAAGAUGAACUGAUCCUCAGACUCCACAGUGAACUGGAGAGUGCCAAAGCUGCCCUGAAGAUGAAAGACUGCCAAAUGACUGACCAUGCAACACAGACGGAACACAUGGGGCCAGAGAUCUGUCAUCCAGGCCGGUGGUCAGGACUCGGCAGCAGCCUGGCUUCAAGGGACCGAAGGGUAGUGCGGGGUGUGGGGGCAGCACUCGGAGGGGACCUCUGUAAUCAGCACCCCCCACACCACUAUCCACCUGUGCACGGCCGCCCUCCUGCGUCUGAGCGACACACUGCCAGGGAGGAGCGCCAUUGCCUGGGGGUCUUGGCACAAUCCGCUACCCGUAACCCUGCUCCCAAUCUGGCUUCAGGCUCCUCCACUUCUGCAACGUCAGCCCAAGCUUCAAUCACUACUCCUGCUCUGCUCCAAGCUUCACUCACUACUCCAGCUCAGCUCAAAGCUUCACAUCCAGGCCUUAGUCCAAAUCAAUGCCCAGGCUUCGGCUCAGCGGCUGCUAAUCACACCGCAAUUCCAUCUUUGUCCUCCAGGCAGCCAGAGGGGGUGUCCUCCUCUUCAGAGUCCAUAACUCUUGGAGGUGGAGUGAGUCUGUCAGGUGGGGUUAGGAGAGGGGGAGGAGAACACCACCCCACGAGCCAUAUCCCUCGUGCAUUCGGGUCCAGCGCGUCCUCAAGCCUCCACAGUCUUGCAAGCAGAGGGAGCCCCUCGCCAAGCAUCUCAUCCUCCAUCCAGGCCUCCCCUCCAGCUUCUACUCCUUCGCCAGCCUCCUCUUCCUCUUCUUCCUCCUCCACCAUGUUUACGGGUCGUUUAGGACAACCUCCGAGAGGCCCUCUGUCUCUGCAUAGCUACAGCCGUAAAAAUGUCUUCCUCCAACAUUCCCUACAGACUGCCGAACUGCAAGCUCUGACGCAGAGAGACAGUUGAGGGUACACAAACAUUUACACCAUCCAUAUUAACUUGAACGACAAAAUGUGUGUCUUUAGAGAAAAACUGCUGCUCCUUUGGUACCAGUUGCAUAUGUUUUAGUGUCCCGAUUCCCCUUGAAUCAUGUACCACAUGCGCUUACAAUCAUGCUUGUAUCACAAUCCAGACUUAUCCUUUGCUGCCAUUUGGUUCUUGGAUUUGCUUGCUAAAAUCAUGCAUAUGGCACACACAUACACAAACACAUAUCAAGCUGUGAGUAUGUGAAAAAGGCACUCACCUGUCUAUCACGACACCCACGUUGUGUCAUUUCAACAGUUUAGAUGUGCUUACGCCCACUGACACACAAAGUGCAGAGAGACGCACAACUUCAUAUCCAUGCACUUAGACACCGAUGUAGUCACACACACUUAGAAACACACACACACACACACGCACAUGUGCGCACGCACACACGCACACACACACACACACACACACACACACACACACACACACACACACACACACACACACACACACACACACACACACACACACACACACACACAUACAGACAUCAUUUGUGAAAUCUUUGCUUCAUAAACUGCAGAUAUAACAGGGUGUUAAAACUAAGUGCAGAGAUGAGGUUCAUUUUGGUGUUGUUAAAGGUUUUUUUUAAUCCUUUUGUUUGAUGAUUUUUAAAAGUCUAACCAUGUGCUGCUUAAUGAAUUAUGGGACAGGUCUUACUUUGCCCUGUUAAGAUUAUACUCUCACAUUGCCAAAUCCUUUAUCAGAUCAACUUUUCAUUCCUGGAUGUCAGGUGACGGGAGGUCCAGAAGAAAAUACAUGUUUAGAUGAUCAUCCAGAUCCAUGACCCUUAUACUGCAUGCUUUUUAAAAUGUAAGGAGAUUACAGGUGAGCAUUUUGUACUGCAACAAAAGAGGGAUAUGGGUGACUUUUAAAGUCUUUUAAUAACGAUUAAGUAUCAACUACUCAGUGUUUCACUAAGGAAAUCAGACAUGCCAAAACUUAUGAAACAAGAGUGUUUUGAGAAGUAAAUGUUUGAUGCAUUCAUAACACAUUAGAAGCACUUUUGGGUUAAAACUAGACCACUGUUUUUAUUGAAUCACAAUAUAUGUCACAUUUAUAUACUGUACAGGAGUCAGUGUAUCUGCAAUGUUAGAUUAGUACAGUACUGACAUGUAAAGCUUCCUUUUAAAAUUAGAUAGCAGCCAUGUGAAUCAUUCGGCACUAACAUAUAACACUGAGUAGCACAAAGUAAUUAGCACUGCGGAACAUUACCUAACAAAAUAAAAACACUUCAGGCAAUGAGAAGGAGCAAAAUUUGGCACAACCAGCAUUAUGUAUUUUUUCUAAGGUUUUGUAAUGAAGCCAGUCAAUUCUUCUUCAGGACUGGGUAUUGACUAGGGGUACCUGCUGGUGCUUUGCUAAAUGACAGAAUCCAUACUAAUUUUUAGAAUAAAAACUGAAUAAGGUUUCAAAUAAUGGCAUUACAGUUAGCUGACAUUCUGUAUACAGAAGCAAGUGAAGGAAAACAAUAGAAAGUUGUUUACUUGAUCAAAUAAUGAAAUAAAUAAUCAGAUAAAGUGAUUUUACCAACUAUACCUUAAGAAAAAGCAUCAGCACUGGGUUCCUGCUGAUACCCAGUCCUUAUAUACCAGCCUUCUAUUAUCCUUGUCUCAGAAUUGUUCUUUUCAAAAACUGACCUAAAGAGAUAGCAUUUGGUAUAAUUUGUUGGAAUAUGUUAUUUUUGGACAGUAUGACUCAUAACUUUGAGUAAGAUUCACAUAUAUUAUAACUGCCAUGACCUGCUGAGUCGCAUCAUUAUUUUCAAUUUGGGAGCAUGUGUCAACUUCAAAAAUAAGAUACCACCUUUUUUAGAAAUGUGAACAACUGGGCAGCAAAACAACCUCUUCACUCUGCAACUCUUGAAUAUAUUUCCUCCGCUGAACUGAGUAAACUGUCAAACAGCCCUUUUUUCCACUAGGUUUUGGGGUAAAAAAAAAUCUAAUAAUGUCCACCGGGAGCUGGGAGGCUGCACAGCUGCUAAGUACAGGCCAGGAGUUCAGCGCUCCCAGCGUCUACAGAAAAUGUUAGACUUUAUAGAAGUUGUUGCCCUUGCCUGUCUCCAACAGCACCUGGCUGUAGGGAGGCUGUAUAAAGUGUGUGUGUGUGUAUGUGUGCGUGUGCGUGUGUGUUGAAAUGCACACCUCAUGACAUGAGGCAAGGCCUGGUAGAGGGGAAGAAAAGCCCAAAUGAAGACAGCUCUGCUCCCACUGGUGGAAACUACUACUCUCCCUCUGGUCUGCUUCACUUGCAUACUAUUACCUCUAUUUUUUAUUCUGUCUCUUCUAUUUCUGUCUUUAUUUCUUCAAUUUCUUAUUCCCCUUCAAUAUUUCCCUAUAUAUUUCCCUUCUUCCAUCCCCCAGCACCAAACUGUACUGCAUGCAAACUCAGUCGCUCCUUUUGUUCCUGUCCUCUUACUAAAUCGGUUAUCUUUCUUUCCCCACUAUCAUGUCCCAGGUCUUUCCUUCCCUCCUUCUCUUUUCCCUGCUUAGUGUACUAACCCAGGGCUUGUACUGUAUUGUUAUAGAGUGUAUCUGUAACAGACUCUGUGCAGUGGCUCUCAGUCCUGGGCAUUGGGGCCUGAUUUUCAUUCCAGCUGUCUAAUCAGGGAGUCAUUUUACACCGGGUGAAUGCAAUUAACUACCUGGUAGUUUAGACAGCCAGCAGUAAUGUGGCUCCAGAGGACUUGGACAGAGAGGCGCAGCUGUAAUGGGGAACUAAACAUUCCCUGGCCGUCUUGUUUACAUGCGGAGGGUGACGAUGCUGUGUUGCUGGCUGACCUCUUAAGAAAUACUAUUUAGAUCCCUCGUCAAUGCGUGCAUCAUAAUGCUGUUGACACUGUGAAAUGUCAUAGGGGGGAGUUUGGCUCUGCUUGCACUGCCCACUCAGAUUAUAAUUAAAUGUUUGGGUUUUUUUCCUGUGUUUCCGACAGCGUUGCUCAUUUUAGCUGUGUUCAUAUUGGGAAUCCAUACAAUAUAUGAUGAUUAUGAGACAUUCUGAGAUGGCAUUUCAAUUUGUCAAUGAGGUCUUAUUAAGACAUUAAUGCCUGUGUUAAUUAAUUAACUCAUAUUAAACUUCAACGCUGGGGAACAAGGGUCCCCAAUCAUGAAAUGGGACACGUCAGAGACCUUAAUUCUUCAUUUCACAUAGCAGCAUGUUGUGCAUUUAAAAACCUACAUUUUCAUUUUUUGGGAAGUUAUUUAUUGUUUUUUGCCUUACUUGUAUUUAUUGCCAUAGAAUCAGUUUCCUUCUUGGCACCUACAGAUUAAAAUUGGUCAUGAAAUGACAAUUAUAAUAAUCAUGAUGUUAUUAUCAUUUUAAAGAAUCACAUAUAUACUGUCCUAGCUUUUUACGUGCUUACUGUAAUUAAGUUUAUUUUUUCUUUACAAAUUGCUGUAAUAAUGAAAUUGAGCUGUAGAAUUGUACAUAAUUAUUAUAACUGUUCACUGUUCAUCAACACAAAUGUUUCAUGCUAAAUGACACUUAAUAAUAGCGUCCAAAAUCAGUACACUGUUUGUUGGCACUUAACAGCCUGAAAUAAAAAAAGGACAUUUGUUUUUGUUGACUAAUGUCAAAUGCUGUUAGAAGUCUGAGCUCCUAACAAAGUGCUUCUGGCGAAAAAUAAUAAAAAAUUAAUCUUAUCAAAUUAAUAUAUUUAAUAGUAAACUAAGACCCUACGCUCAAUUUUUCAUGUAAAGGCCAGUUGUGUUGGGUCCCUGGUUUACCUUUUACCCUCUUUGAACAAAAAAAACAGCCUUUGCAUUAUGACUAUUGUUGCUUCAGGUUUCUUUGAAAGACAUGACUCUGUGUCAGAAAUGAUGAUAAUUGAUGAUAAUCUAUUAAAGCUGCUUUUUCAGUUCAGGCUGAAGUCUGCGUAUAAGUAUAUAAAACUGUCGGGUACAUUUAUACUGUAAGCCUCUGACCGGCUAGCCUAUACUGUAAAUGCAUUUGGGGUAAUCCAUGUAGGUAGAGGAAUCGAAGAGUCUGUCUUCAUUUAGCAGAUUUUUUCCACUUCCUAAUGAGCAGUUUGUGUAGAAUUGUUUGAUGGGCGUAUUAAGGUCUAAAGCAUUGCAGUGUGUGUUUACCCAAAGUGUUUUCUCUUUACUUUGCCAGUUGUCACUCACUGUUCACAUGAAUAAUGUUUUAUCAAAAGAUUUCGUCCUCGUCUCUUUAUUGUUGAUAUUUGAUACAAAUAAAUUACUGGAAACCUU